Messenger RNA from Zeugodacus cucurbitae (melon fly), 3405 nucleotides. Its product is annotated as protein toll-like. Lineage: Eukaryota; Metazoa; Arthropoda; Insecta; Diptera; Tephritidae. Gene Ontology annotation, cellular component: membrane. The record is from RefSeq and is a predicted model, not a curated record. The transcript has a single exon. Gene Ontology annotation, biological process: toll-like receptor signaling pathway; immune response. Bases 652 to 3240 code for a protein of 862 amino acids. Gene Ontology annotation, molecular function: protein binding; transmembrane signaling receptor activity.
CAGUAAGGGGCGGGCUACACCCAUUUUUCCAAACAAUUGCCAUUCUAAUAUGCGAUCCUCUGCACAAAAUUUCAUUUUAAUAGCUUCAUUUAUGGCUUAGUUAUAGCACUUUAUAGCUUUUCAGUUAUCGUAAUUUUGUGGGCGUGGCAAUGUCCGGAUUUCGAUCAUCUGCAAUAUCAACACUCUCAUGGUGCCACGGAAUAAGUGCAACAACUUUUACAAGUUAUUUAAAGUUUUACUUAAGUUAUUGCUUGCACAGAGGGACAGACGGACGGACGGGCAGACAAAACUAUAAUACUCUCUUAGUAAAAUGUUGCGAGCGUAUAAAAAUAUAUAUGAAAACCAAUUAUUUUCUAAGCCACAACAAAUAAUGUGGACAUUCUUAGUUCAUAUUAACUAUGCUUGGGCUAUUGAGAGUGCUGCAUAAUAACCUUAAAGCAUUUGCGGUUUUAAUAAAUGUUUGUGUCAGUAUGUGAAGUGAGUGGUUUUAGAUAUAGAACAUAUUUCAUAUUUACGAUGAUAAACUUUUCGUUAUUUGUCCGAAAUAUUUUGCUUUAGUAGCUUGUUAUAAUUUGUGGUGAGUGCUAAACGACGGGAAAAUAUUUUUAUUGAACUUAUUAUAUACUAGAUACGUAUCUACACAUAUACAAAAUGCCUUCCCGGAAACCACUCGCGCGGAUUCUCCUGUACGUACUGUUAACGGUAAAUGAGAUGAGCUACAGCGCGAUAGCUACGCGUAUCAUAAAACAGGCUGAAUGUAAUUUUUAUGAAAAUAAAACACAUUGUGAAUUAUACUCUGACACUGGCAAUCAUACCUUGAAUACAAUUUGUGAAGAAGAACCGAAGGAUCUUAAUUCGCUGUUGAGACAAUUACCUGAAAUGCAUAUGCGAAAUGAUAAGACACAGUUCUCUAUGACAAACUGCUCUCGACUGCCCGAUGUGUUGAGUCGUCCAAAUAUUGUUUACGAAGCAACGUUGGACUUCCGAAAACCGAUACCGCAAUCGUUCUUCGCGCGUUCCAAUGACAUUCAGACACUAUCGCUAUUCUACCAAGAUUCCAUAUUACCCACGAAACUGUUCGUAACACUCAAUGAAAUACGUUUCCUAACUGUAUGUAGGUUGUUGGUCGAUGAGUAUAACGCAAUUGUGUCAGUCGAUACCUUCGUCGGGCUCUACAAUUUGGAGACACUGGUGUUCCGUACCAACACGAAGAAUCUUAUGAAGGCGCAUUUUUGUGAUUUAAGAAAACUGAAACACCUAGAUUUGUCUUUGAAUGCAAUGCAAUCGAUCGAGCCGCAACUAUUCUCAAUGCUAACGCAACUGAGUUACUUGAGCUUGCAGCAGAAUGAAUUACACGAACUACCGCCGCAAAUGUUGUCAGCGCAGCAUAACUUACUAAUACUAGACCUCAGCGAUAAUCGCUUAGAGCAUCUACCGGCGGGCUUAUUCAGGCACACACCUCUACUGUGGGAUCUUCGCCUUGCAAAUAACCUUUUCAGCACACCGACAAGCAUCAUUGAGAAUAUUAGCGGAUUGCGUUACUUAUACAAUCUGUACUUAUCCGGGAAUAAACUCACCACGCUACAGGGCAAUGACAGCGUAGCGCAUUCAACAUUAUUCAGUAGCUUUUCAACACGCGUGGGUAGAGAAAAGCUGUUGUCGCUGCAAGCAAAUUUGAGUUUUAUUUCUGAAAAAUUUCCCGAAAUAGUAUAUGAUAAAUCACUGAAUUUAGUAAAAAAUUGGUUGUCGUCUAACCGCUUCACAUAUUUCGAUAUGGCGUGGUUGCAGGAAGCACGGUUAGGAUGCAACUUUGUAAUUGGUCUGUCUUACAAUGUCAUUAAACAUAUAAAUAUCACAACAGCAAUAUUCAAUACAACGAAGAAUUGCGGAACAACAAUACUACUAAAAAACAAUCCACUUGAGUGCGAUUGCAAAUUGACUUGGUUGGCGAAUAACAACUAUCUGAAAAAUCCAUUUAAUUUGCAAUGCAUCGUAACAUCGUUUGAGAAUUCCGCAGUCACACAAAUACAGCGCAGUGAGACCUGCGAUUGGCUGCCAGCUUUAUGUCCUGCUGGGUGUAUUUGUCGCUUAGACGCCGAGGCGCUGCUUACAAAUUGCGAGGGAGCUGCGCUGACUGAGCUCCCACACUUGCCACGACCGGAGCCAUUUUCACGAAAGCUUUCAAUGCUCUCACUCAGUGAUAAUAAUUUUCAGCAACUGCCGUCGAAUGCCACGAUCGGUUAUGCGAAUGUGACGCAUCUCAAUGCCUCGCACAAUCAGCUCCUCACACUACGACCAACGGAACUGCCAGCCAAACUGGUGGUGCUGGAUGUUCGUCAUAAUCGCUUGGAGUAUUUGAGUGCGGAGUUUUUCUCAGCAUACCUCAAGGAGAGUGAGACACUGCAGCAAUUAUAUCUCGCUGAUAACCCGUGGAAAUGCGACUGCAGCGCUGAGUUACUGUUAUAUGCUGUACGCACGCAGCGUAAACGUAUUGCGGAUGUUGAUAAGAUGGUUUGCGACAAUCGACCAAGUGUGCGACUACUUAAUGCUAAUUUUGAGGAUUUCUGCAGUAGGAAGCUAGUGAACUCAACGGAAAUUUUUACCAUCGCCGCCAUAAUUAUUGGAAUGCUAUUAAUUAUAGUGCUCUACUACAAGUAUCAAUUGCCUGUUCAUGUCUGGUUGUAUAGCCACGACCUAUUGGGUUGUUAUGUCAAGGAAUAUGAAUUGGAUAAGGAAAAGACUUUCGAUGCAUUCAUCUCGUAUGCGCAUCAGGAUGCAAAUUACGUCAAUCAGACACUGCUGCCACAACUGGAGCAAGGUGAGCCGCCAUUUCGAAUUUGUACACACGAACGUAACUGGCUUGCUGGCGCUUAUAUACCCGAACAAAUUGAUGAAUCGAUCGCGCAAUCGUGUCGCACGAUCAUUAUACUCUCACAGCAUUUCAUCGAAUCCAACUGGGCACGCAUGGAGUUUCGCACAGCGCAUCAGUGUGCGCUGAAUGAGGGACGCGCGCGUAUAAUUAUAAUAAAAUAUGGUGAAAUUACGGUGCCGGAGCGGGUGGAUAAAGAAUUGCAGGCAUAUUUGGAUAUGAACACCUAUUUGGAGUGGUCCGAUACGAGAUUUUGGCAGAAAUUGCGUUAUGCCAUGCCACAUAAAAGGGACGAGGUCAGAAAAGCAGGUAUGCUCGAGGUGAGCCGGAGAGUUUAUGUGACUGGACAGGAGGAGUUGAGUUGCGAAUAAGUGGUAAGAAUAUAAGAAAUGCAAUAACAGUUUGCUUUUGAAAAUUUUGAUUACGACCAGUCGAUCGACGAAAACUUCGGAAAACUGGGUUUACGUUUGAGACAUAACCUGGGAAUUAUUUUAACGAUUGCCGCCUUUCUACAGCGAAGACCAUAGCCGGCAAUA